UGAGUCCAACAUGAUGGUUCUGGGGACUUUGCUUCUGUCUUUGAUUCUUGUAACCCGCACGUGCCUUGCUGCGGAGUGCGCAUGUUCAACGCUGAACGUACACAUCCGCCAGGGUCCGGGAACAAGCCACGCCCAGCUGGGGAUGCUCAUACCUCCCCACUGCCUCACUUACACCGGACAACAGGUCACUGCCGAGGGAUACACGUGGGCUAAAGUGGAGUACCAGAAAAAUCAUCACGUCGGGUCCACAACCAGCGGAUGUCCACAUAUCGUCAGUCGUCAAGAGUGGGGUGCCCGUGCCCCUCAUGGAUCCGCAGGGCGUUUGUCCCACACCCCCAAGUACAUCUUUGUUCAUCACUCAGCCACACAUGGGUGUCACACUCAAUCCAGCUGCGCCCAGGAAGUCCGGAGUUUCCAAAACUAUCACAUGGAUAGCAAACAUUACAGUGAUAUCGAGUACAGCUUUCUGAUCGGGGAGGACGGCAAUGUUUACGAGGGCCGAGGCUGGGAUAUGGUGGGAGCACAUACUCUCGGUCACAACCACGACGGCCUAGGGUUUUGUGUUAUCGGAACCUUCACUCAUCAACUGCCCAAUGACGCGGCGAUGAGUGCCCUCAAACGGCUGAUUGGCUGCGCUGUCACCAUGGGAAAGGUCACGUCAACCUACACCUUGAAGGGGCACCGUGACGUCAGGCCCACAGAGUGCCCAGGUCAAAAGUUGUAUGACGUCAUCAGGACAUGGCCGCACUAUGGCUGA
Messenger RNA from Liolophura sinensis, 757 nucleotides. Its product is annotated as peptidoglycan-recognition protein SC2-like. The record is from RefSeq and is a predicted model, not a curated record. Bases 11 to 757 code for a protein of 248 amino acids. NCBI's taxonomy places the organism in Eukaryota, Metazoa, Mollusca, Polyplacophora, Chitonida, Chitonidae. The transcript is spliced from 4 exons. Gene Ontology annotation, biological process: peptidoglycan catabolic process. Gene Ontology annotation, molecular function: zinc ion binding; N-acetylmuramoyl-L-alanine amidase activity.